UCACGCCCGUCACCACCUGCCAGCUGCCUGCUUGCCCUGCGCCCUCGGCACUCCAGAGCGUCCUUGACAGCCACCAGGCCUGGCGGCCCCUGUGAACGGAAAGAGACCCUAUCUCAAACUGAGGCAGCACUCCCCCCCUGUGAACGGAAAGAGACCCUAUCUCAAACUGAGGCAGCACUCCCGAUUGCUAUAUCUCGUGUUGCUUUGUGAGUAAUCUGAUAUGCAAAUAGCCCCUCAAGAAUCAAGCUAAAUUUGAAGACAACUUAGAAACAUUGAAGAGUCUAUCAUGGAGUACAAAACUGAUGGAAAAGAAAAAUACCAACAUAGCUUAAAUUUACUGAAUAAAAUUAAGAACAUGAAAGAAUUAGCAGAAAUGAUUGAUGUAGUAAUCAUAGCAGAAGGAGAGAAAUUUCCUUGCCACAGACUGAUCCUGUCUGUUUUCAGUCCUUAUUUCAAAGCCAUGUUCACCUGUGGGCUACUUGAAUGUGCUCAAAGAGAAGUCAUACUUUAUGACAUCACAGCAGAAAGUGUGUCAGUUAUAUUAAAUUACAUGUACAGUGCAGUUUUGGAGAUCAAUAAUGCCAAUGUACAGACUGUAGCUAUGGCUGCCUAUUUUAUGCAGAUGGAAGAAGUCUUUAGUGUGUGUCAAAAAUAUAUGAUGGACCAUAUGGAUGCCUUCAACUGUGUGGGUAUCUAUCAUUUUGCAAAGCAGAUUGGAGCUGAAGAUUUAUCUGAUCAGUCAAAGAAAUAUUUAUAUCAGCACUUUGCUGAGGUGAGCUUACAUGAAGAAAUACUAGAAACUGAAAUGUACCAGUUUCUAAUGCUUAUUAAAUCAGAUGACCUUAACAUAUCCAGAGAGGAGACCAUUUUGGACUUAGUUCUGAGAUGGGUAAAUCAUAACCAGGAAUUGCGCAAAGAGCAUCUUGUUGAGCUUUUGAAGCAAGUAAGACUGGAACUUAUAAAUCCUUCUUUUUUAAGACAAGCCCUGAAAAGAAACACAAUGCUUCUAUGUGAUGCAAAUUGCAUUGACAUAAUUCAAAACACAUUCAAAACCUUCAAGAAACCACAACAGCAUCCUCUAAAUCUUCGUUAUGGCAUGGAGACUACUAGUCUUUUGCUUUGCAUUGGCAAUAAUUCUUCAGGAAUCAGGUCAAGACAUAGGAAUUAUGGGGAUGCCAGUUUUUGUUAUGAUCCUGCAUCACGGAAGACCUACUUUAUCUCAUCUCCCAAAUAUGGAGAGGGUUUAGGAUCUGUGUGUACUGGUGUUGUCAUGGAAAACAAUGCUAUAAUUGUGGCUGGAGAAGCAACUGCCUCUAAACUCUCUAGACAAAAGAACAAGAAUGUUGAAAUCUAUAGGUAUCAUGAUAGAGGAAACCAGUUUUGGGAAAAGUUAUGCACUACUGAAUUUCGAGAACUCUAUGCUCUGGGCAGUGUCCAUGAUGACCUCUAUGUUAUAGGAGGACAGAUGAAAAUUAAAAACCAGUAUCUUAUUACAAACUGUGUUGAUAAGUACUCAGUAGAACAGGACAUUUGGAAAACGGUGUCUCCCCUUCCACUACAAUUGGCAUGUCAUGCUGUAGUGACAGUGAAUAAUAAACUUUAUGUGAUUGGAGGCUGGACCCCUCAGAUGGACCUUCCUGCUGAAGAACCUGAUCGAUUAAGCAACAAACUGUUGCAGUAUGACCCUAGACAAGACCAAUGGACAGAGCGGGCACCCAUGAAGUAUUCUAAGUACCGAUUCAGUACAGCUGUAGUCAACAGUGAGAUUUAUGUUUUGGGUGGAAUUGGCUGCAUAGGUCAAGACAAGGGCCAGAUUAGAAAGUGCCUGGAUGUGGUGGAGAUCUAUAACCCUGAUGGGGACUUCUGGAGAGAAGGCCCACCUAUGCCAAGUUCCCUGCUCUCUCUUCGAACCAAUUCUACCAAUGCAGGAACAGUGGAUGGGAAGCUGUAUAUCUGUGGAGGAUUCCAUGGAGCAGAUCGCCAAGAGGUUAUCUCCAAAAAAAUACUGGAGUUGGACCCAUGGGAAAAUCAGUGGAAUGUUAUAGCUAUCGAUGUCCUCAUGCAUGACAGCUAUGAUGUCUGCUUGGUUGCCAGGAUGAAUCCUCGAGACCUCAUCCCCCCACCUUCAGAUUUGGUGGAAGAAGGCAAGGAGCACUGAGGUCAGCAUUGCUACAGAACCUCCUGUUGUGUCUGCAAAGGAGGCAUUAGAAAUGGAGAGAAAUCUUGGGCAUCCAUACAUGUGCUUUAAAUGUGUAGUAGCCCAUGUGCAAAGCAGCAAGGACUGGUCACUGCAAGGGGAGUGUGCAGAGCCCACCCUUAGGGACCUUUACUUGCUCAAGGUGGACAAGAUACAACCAGGCAGAAUGUAGUGAUGGCACAGAAUGAGUACAGGGUGAAUUCCAUACUGCUGCGGACUUAAGAAAAUCAUCGCCAAGAAGCAGACCUUCUAUUAGGGCUUCAGAGGAUGAAAGGAAAGCAGACCCAUGUGUGCAAUUGAUAGUGAGAUUAUGGAAAUAGCUGAAUGAAGGACAGAGGUGGACCAGUUGGCCCGGGCCAAUGCCUUUGGUAUAAAAGCUAGAAAAGUAGGUUAUAGCUAAAUGACCAACAUUUGGAAGACCAAGGACUUUGGACCUAGUCUCUGAGCAGGGGCAUGAUCUCAAAAUUGUAGUAUAAAGGAAGACUUUGUGCUCUGUUCAGGCUUCAGUCUUAUAAAGACCAUCUAUUCUCAUGCAGAAUACUCUUCUAAUGCAACAAUAUUAUUCAAAACAGUGCUAGCAGUGUAAUAUAAGUUCAUAACAUCCCUGCCACUCAAACCCAACCACAGUGAGCAGAGAGAUUCUACCCUUGGCUGGGGCUGUGUCAGCAAAGGAGAUGCAGGGUUCUGUAGCCAUGGUCCUCUCUUGGGCUGGUACAGAGGGCCCUGGAUUGAACUUAACUCAAGCUGUCCUUGACUAGCUCUGAGACACACAUGGCCUUUUACAGUCUAGUCCUGGAUGAAUACAAUUGAAGUUCACCACUCAACCCAGACACAGACCAGGCUCUGUAGUAAAUAAGAGAGGAAGCAUGCCCCUUUGGUGGCCAGCUGCCCUCUUAUAUCCAGCCUUUGCAAUAUCUUUCUCAAGGCUGAAGAAGAAGAAUGGAAACUCCUUCUUCAGCCCACAGUUGAGCAUAAUCAGAAAACAGCCACUCCCAAAAAUGUAUUUUAGGAAUUACACCUGGGAACCCUGGCCAGGUGGCUCAGUCUAUUGGAGCAUUGUCCAUACACCAAAAGGUUAUGGGUUCAAUUCUUGGUUGGGGCAUAUACCUAGGUUGUAUGUUCAAUCACCGACUGGGGUAUGUAUGUGAACAACUGGUCAAUGUUUCUCUCUAAUAUCAAUGCCUCUCUCCCUCUCUCCCUCUUUCCCUUCUCUCUCUUCUGUCCUCUUCUCUCCCUUCUCUCCUUUCUCUUCUCUCUUCUCUCUCUUCCUCUCCCUCUCUCAUCAAUAAAUAUAACCUUAGGGGAAGAUAAAAAAACAUCUGGGAAAUCCAUCUGUUUUACUUACCAUCUAUACUUCUGGAAGCACAGUGGAUUCAAAGAAUGCACUUUGAUAGAUGGUGCUCAACAAUUUCUCAAGACUUUUACCCUACACAAGCCUCUGUUUAAAGCAAGAGUGGUUAGUAAAUUGCCUAGAACUUUACUAGAGGGAAACAUUCCUAGAUCAAGACAGCUUUUCCUUGGUAUAUAGUUGUGUGACUGUGGUGACUGCUACUCCAUGUCCCCAGGUUUCUAGCUGCUAACCCAGGCUGGAGAGACAUGUCCAUGGAGACAAGCUAGUUGUAAACCUGAUUUUGCCACCAUGAAGGGGGAUCCAGUUAGACCCAAGGUAAUUUGUUCCCUAGUAGGCUAGACAUGGUAGAAGCCAUGUCUCUCUCUCUGCAGUUGUACCAAAUUGCCCUCUGCAAUUACUGGCACAUAUGGGUCUUUGAGCGGCCAGUACAUGGUAGCAUUUCUUAAUCUGAGGUCUUGGUUUCUAGGAAUCUCAGUUAAAAUAAGUUAAAUCUUCUCCCUGGUGAAAAAGGUCCUAAUCUGUGGAUUCUUUUUCUUACUACAAAGGAAGAGUAGUUCCUCUCAGCAGAUGUAUUGGCUGGUGGUGUCCAUGUUGAGGGGAACCACCGCAGGUCUCUGCUUGACUGACCUCCUCUUAAUGGAACCCCUGCACCUGCUCCACCUAUUUGAAUAUAAAAGCUGUCACAUUUCCCUUGAUUAGAGAGGUGUUGCCAGAAUGUCAGAACACUUUUCUGGAUGCAUUGGAUUUCAGAUCUUGGCUUUAGUCCCAGGUCUGCUACUUAGCUGCGUUAUCUUGGGCAAAAUAACCUUUGUAAAGCCUUAUUUUCCUGAUAUACAGAAUGGGAAUAAAAAUCCUUUAUAAGUUUGGUGUGAGGAUUGAAUGAGAAAGUGGUAGCAGAGUGCCUGUAAGGCACUAAAACACUAAAUAUUUAUUAGCUGCUAUUAUUAUUAUUAUUAUUGUUGUUUUGUUGUUGUUGUUAUUAUUAUUAUUACACUCAGCAUUUCCCAAAGCAUAGUGCCCAGAAUAACCCAAUGCUUGAGUGCAAUCUCUUGAAAUUCUAGGCAGAAAUAUACAUAUAAUUUGAGAUAGUUCUUUUUUUAAUAAACCCUUUUUCUUUUUAAUUUUUUUUUACUUAUGGUUUGAGGAAGAGAGAGAUUUGUUGUUCCAUUUGUUUAUGCAUUCGCUGGUUUGUACUUCUAUGUCCUCUGCCUGGGGAUCGAAUCCACAACCUUGGCAUAUUGGGACAAUGUUCUAACCAACUGAGCUACCUGGCCAGGACUGCAGUAGUUCUUAAUUUUCCAGACCCAGCCUCUUGGCUCCUCCACUUGGUGUGUUCAGACAAGCAAUGGUUUGCUUUAGUGUUUUUUUUAAGCCCUUGCAUUUCUUGUCUGACUUUCAUACUUGCAGUUCAAAACUAGACACUUCUGCCCUCCUGUUGUUAGAUAGUGUUAGAGAUUCAGCUUUGAAAUGGCAUUUUUCUUUCAAUCCUUUUUUCACUUUAAUAUUGCAAUGGAGGACUUUUAUAAAACUUUGGCUAUUUGUUAGCUCUCUUUGUGAAGCAGGAUUGUUUGACACUGAACAAUAGAACACAAAAGAAAAGUGAUUUGGAUGCUAGGGCUGAUAGAAGAUUACAGUUGUCAAAUAUACCCAGGUUCAGUUUGUGUUCUUCAGGAAAGCAUUAUUGGUCUCACUAGUUGAUUAUAAUGAGCAAAUGCUUUGAAUUUGAACUUAUAAAAUUUUACUAAUAAAAGAUCACUUUCAUCUUGUUAUUCA
Molecule: messenger RNA, 5321 nt
Organism: Phyllostomus hastatus (greater spear-nosed bat)
Lineage: Eukaryota; Metazoa; Chordata; Mammalia; Chiroptera; Phyllostomidae
Gene: KBTBD12
Product: kelch repeat and BTB domain containing 12
Exons: 6
Coding region: 287-2158 (623 amino acids)
Molecular function (GO): protein binding
Source: RefSeq, a predicted model, not a curated record